This is a messenger RNA of Aspergillus chevalieri, 753 nucleotides long. RefSeq names its product rhamnogalacturonan acetylesterase RgaE (gene RHA1). The record is from RefSeq and is a predicted model, not a curated record. Bases 1 to 753 code for a protein of 250 amino acids. Gene Ontology annotation, molecular function: hydrolase activity, acting on ester bonds. Lineage: Eukaryota; Fungi; Ascomycota; Eurotiomycetes; Eurotiales; Aspergillaceae. The transcript has 2 exons.
AUGAAGUCUAUUGCGUUCUUCCUCUUUCUCCUCCCCUCAACCCUAGGAGCAACCAUCUACCUCGCCGGUGACUCAACCAUGGCCGCCGGGGGAGGCGGGUCAGGGACCAACGGCUGGGGUGAAUACAUCUCAUCCUCCAUCUCCGGUACCGUCACCAACAAAGCCAUCGGCGGCCGCAGCGCCCGCUCCUACACGCGCGAAGGGCGCUUCGAGGAAAUCGCCAAUUCCCUACAACAAGGCGACUACGUGGUGAUCGAAUUUGGCCACAACGAUGGCGGGUCGUUGUCCAGUUCAGAUAACGGCCGCACCGACUGCGGCGGCACAGGGGAAGAGACGUGCACGACCGAGUACGACGGGCAGACCGAGACCGUGCUCACGUUCCCGGCGUACCUGGAGAACGCAGCGAAGCUGUUUCAGGAGAAGGGCGCUUCCGUGGUGAUAUCCAGCCAGACACCGAACAACCCGUGGGAGACGGGGGAGUUUGUGUACAAGGCGACGCGGUUCGUCGAGUAUGGCAAGUUAGCUGCUGAUACUGCUGGCGUGGAGUAUGUUGAUCAUGGGGCGUAUGUGGCGAGUAUAUUUGAGUCGCUUGGGGAGGAUACGGUGAAUGGGUUCUUUCUAAAUGACCAUACGCAUACGAGUGCAGAGGGGGCGCAGGUGGUUGCUGAGGCGUUUCUGAAGGGUGUGGUGUGCAGUGAUGUUUCGUUGAAGGCUGUGUUGACCACGACGGAUUUUGACGGAGAGUGUCUGUAA